CGUUUUCACUUUGCCAACACCCACCCAAUUUUGUUUCACACUUCCCCAGGCCACACCACUGUUAAACCCCCUGCCUUUCUGCAUGCCCAUUUUUUCUUUUUAUUUAUCGAAAUUCACCAUUUGCAUUUUUGCAUCAUCAAUUAUAAUCUAGAACUAGAAUCAGAUGAAGGAAAAAAUGGAGGAGGUGGGUCCAACUGAGGAAAUACUUCAGGCAUUGUUGGAAUACAUGGUGGAGCCAUUGUUAGGGCACACUUGUUGCAAAUCAAAUGAAGUUCCAACACUUGAUCAACAACAAUCCAUGGCCAAACAGGUGCAUUCUGUUUUGUUGCUCUACAACUACUACUACAGGAAGCAAUAUCAAGACCAUAAACUAGAGUUUCUUGAUUUUACAUCAUUUUGCCAAUUGGCUGUAGUUCUGAAACCAAGUUUGAUGGCAUAUAUGAAAUUAAUGCAUCGAUCAGAUUACACAGAUGUGGACAAUUUGGAAAGCCAACUUUCACUCACUGAGCAGGCAAUUAUGAGGGCAUGUGAUGUAUCUUCGACGCUGGAUGCUGCAGAAGUUGUUCCGCUAUCACAGAAAUGGCCUACUUCGAAAGUUGCUGUAUUCUUAGUUGACUCAAAGAGGGAGAAUUGCUUGCUCGUGCGUAGUUCUAUGACUGGUGCAGUUUGGUCCAUUAUUGAAAAACAUCUUGAUGGCUCCUCAGGUUAUCUUUUUGAUUCAAAGUACAAAAGCAAAAAGAAAAGAGCUACUAAUAUACUUUCAAAUGCUGAUGGAGCAGGCCUCCAAGAGCUUGCGCUUUCCGCUGCCACAGAAGCUACAGGCAUCAAUAGAAGUGAUCUGGUUGUCCUAGAGAGCCACCUUGUAUAUUCCUUAGAUAAAGAAAAAGCAUCCGCUCGAUUAUAUCUUGUACAAUCCACUAAGUCGGUGAAUAAAGAUUUUAUGGUUCCUAUCCGGGACGUCAUUGAAAGCUUGCAGGGUCCUUUAAUCAAGAAAAAGACAAGUGAAUGGACAGUUGCUCCAGCUGUUGAGUAUCUUCACUUGCUUCCCUACGGAGAGAUUUUGUCAAAUUGGCAUUCUAGGUUAUCAAAUGGCUUGCAAGAUCUAAAUGUUGAAGUGGUAGCUGGUCAUGCAUAUGAUGUACAUAUUGGAGGUAGCUCCAGUGAGAAGGAAGUAAAUCAGGAGGACGUGGCUCAACCCACAAUUAAGUCGUGCAAUACUGAUUAUGAUGAUGAAAAGAUUGUUGAAGCGAAAAGAAGAAGAGGUGUGCAGGGAGUCUCUGCAGUAGGCCUGUCUCAGUUGGGUUCUCAACAUUCUGAGGAUGCAGUAGCCACUUUGGCUUCAAUGGAAUCUGCAAUAACACAAUCUGCCUUGAAUAUUCUUCGCUGGAAAAGAGAGAAACUGCAUUAUCAGCUACUCACUUUGGAAGAUGAGAUUGCAUUGUGUGAUAAAGCUAUUCAGACAGCAUUAAAGGAGGGUCAAAAUGUUUUUCCAUUGAAGAUUGGAGCUCUCAUAGAUGGCUGUAAUGACAUGUGUGUAAAAGGUGAAGGAGUUGGGGACAGUACCAAUCAACUGGUAGAAGACCAAUUUAUUGUUCAAUGUAGCAAAGGAAAAAGAUUGUCUGAGGCAAUUCCUACUUCACAAUACCAAUGUCAGCAACUGGAUCAACUGUGCUGCAGGAAUAAUUGGGUAUUGCCAGCAUAUCGAGUCUUUCCAUUUGAGGGUGGAUUUCUUGCCAAGGUCUUUGUGAAAGGUGCGGAUUCCGAAUUUAUCAGUGAAAGUAACAUAAGUGAGAGCCCCCGUCAAGCAAGGGAGUCUGCUGCUGCACACAUGAUUGCAAGACUAGCUCGCGUGUGAGACCAGAAUCAAUAGCUUUGCAUGGUUAUGGCUCUUUGCGAGUACCAAGAUCAGACCCUAACAUCUCAUGUUCAUGUGUAUAGUGAACGCGAGACGCUCAGAAGUAAAAUUAUCUAAACGACGUUCGUAAACGAUUGAUUAUAGUUAUGAAGAAAUGCUAACUUUUCUCGACUCUAAAGUUGGUAUUUGCUGUUGAUAAUGCUCUAUAGAGAUGGUGCCCUUAUCAGUUG
Lycium barbarum (goji berry) is the source of this 2085-nucleotide messenger RNA. RefSeq lists its product as uncharacterized. The coding region runs from base 164 to 1855 and encodes 563 amino acids. The record is from RefSeq and is a predicted model, not a curated record. The transcript has 10 exons. NCBI's taxonomy places the organism in Eukaryota, Viridiplantae, Streptophyta, Magnoliopsida, Solanales, Solanaceae.